Messenger RNA from Volvox carteri f. nagariensis, 2382 nucleotides. RefSeq lists its product as uncharacterized. Bases 1 to 2382 code for a protein of 793 amino acids. The transcript has 9 exons. The record is from RefSeq and is a predicted model, not a curated record. NCBI's taxonomy places the organism in Eukaryota, Viridiplantae, Chlorophyta, Chlorophyceae, Chlamydomonadales, Volvocaceae.
AUGGAGCAGAUGUAUGACAGUGCACUCAACGGCGACAAUCUCGCAUGGGUGGCGGCUGCGGGGCAUGCGGUCGAGCAUACAGUGGAGCAUGCAGCAGAGGAGCCGCCUCGGCGCGGACGUGGACCCGAGCGUGGGGGCGGAGGUCGGCGGGGCGCAAGCCGGCGGGGCCAUGGCCGCGGCAGCCGUAGCCGCGGUGGUCACGGCGGGCAGGGUGGCCGUGGUGGUGGGCCUGCGGCGGCGGCGGCGGAGGAAGAGGAGGAGGACACCGCUGAGGAUGACGAGGGAGAGCCACAGGCAAAACGUGGUCGUGGCAGUGGACGUGGGGGUGGCAGGCGGCCCCAGUUCAAGCACACACGUGAGAUGCGUGAGGCCCUUGGUGAUCGGUACCGGGAAGACGCGCACAGGGACAGGACCACUGAGCAGUACAGAAUGGAGAUGAACAUGUUCAGGGAGUUCCUUGGACAGCGGCAGGAGGACAUCGGGAAGCUGGCAGAAGACCUCGUGGGGCGCGAGCUGGCGGAGGUCGGCGGGCAGUGGCUCCAGUGGCUCGCUGAACGAAAGGUUGGGAUAUCCACACUUGAGCAGUGUCGCGCGGCGCUUCGCAACCUGGAUGCACAGAACCGCCUGCUGCAUCCAAAUGAUGACCCGCCAUUGGAUGACAACUUGAUUUUCCGGAUGGAAUGGAAGGUGGCGAAAGCGCGGGCCUUGGGGAAGGGUGGAAGGCCACGUGGCGACCCCAUGACUAACAUUGGUAACGACACGUACUUGCCAGAGGACUCCUCCAGGCUCUGCGGGUUCAUGGCAGACACGGGCAGCACGUCGAGUAAGCUCGUCAUAGAUCUACUUGGUGGUAUUCAGAGGCAGCUGGCAAUGUUGCCUUACCAGGUUGCGCAAAUCCAGCAAGCAGCAUCAGCUGCCACCGGAGCAGCUGUUCUGCAGCUGGCCCCCCAGCAGGUGUUCAGUGGGCGGCAGGAGGUCGGCGCUGCAGGCAGGGAGCUGCUCCAACCAGUGGCAGCACCAAUGCUGGCCUUAGGCUUGCACGCGGGUCUGCAGCUGGCCCCCCAGCCGGUGUUCAGUGGGCGGCAGGAGGUCGGCGCCGCGGGCAGGGAGCUGCUCCAGCCGCUGUAUACACCGACCAGUAAGAAGCGCAAGCUACGGGAGAAGGAUGAGCAACGCGAGCAGGUUGAUGAGCUUCAGCAUUUGCCACCAGGGCACAGGCCAUGGCCAGACCUUUCGGACAUCGAGGUCCUGUUCCAGAUCUUCACCUAUGGCCGCCCCGGUGCCUAUCCAUCUCUGCUUCAGCUUGAGGAGAAAUACCAGUCGAGGUGGCGGCAGGGGUACAAGCAGCGCUGGCAAGAAAUAAAGUACCUCUAUGACAAGUGCAUCGUCUGGACCGCUUCACAGCGUCGCUGCACGGUGGUCCAGGCUGCGCAGUUCUGGCUUGCUGUGCAGAAGAGGAAGCAAAUCAGCCUGGGCCAGCUGCGACAAUAUGUGAAAGAGCAAGAGCUGCGGGGCGAGCUGGAGGCAAUUGUGGACCCUAUGCGCCCUGAUACGUACAAAUCACCUGUAAAGGCUGCCCGAAAGGUGACUCUCUGCAGAGUGCUGGCUGGCGGGGCUGGGGAGGCGGCAGCAGCGGUGCAGACUGGUGGAACGGGCAGCAGGGCUGGGGAGGCGGCAGCAGCGGCGCUAACUGGAGGGACUGGUGGCGGGGCUGGGGAGGCGGCAGCAGCGGCGCUAACUGGAGGGACUGGUGGCGGGGCUGGGGAGGCGGCAGCAGCGGCGCUAACUGGAGGGACUGGUGGCGGGGCUGGGGAGGCGGCAGCAGCGGCGCUAACUGGAGGGACUGGUGGCGCGGCUGGGGAGGCGGCAGCAGCGGCGCUAACUGGAGGGACUGGUGGCGGGGCUGGGGAGGCGGCAGCAGCGGCGCUAACUGGCGGAACUGGUGGCGGGGCUGGGGAGGCUGGAUCAGGUGGGGGGACGACAGAAAUUGCAGGCGUGGAAGGGUCGGGCACCUUGCCAGUGGAACGUGGGGUUGGGCGACAUAAGAAGCAGCAUACAAGUGGUGCUUCCAAUUGCGGCAAGGGUGGGAGUGGUGCGAAGGCGCAGAUUCCCAACGCUUAUAUGCUGUUCUGCAAGGAGCAGCACGAGUUGGCAACCUCUCAGGGCACCACCAUUCAUGUCAAGUACGGGGUGCCAUCGGCAGCCUGUGCCUCGCCUGUAACCACCCAGAUUCCCAAGACAGCUUCGAUACCUGAGCCGAGACCCUUGCCUUUCCAUUGCACAAUGUCUCAGCAAUCAGGCUUGGUGCUGUCGGGAGGGCAGUGCACGCCCAGCAAUCAGUCAGCAAAACUGACGAAAAAGGUGAGAACUUGGCCCAAAUAG